AUGGCUAUGCUUCCUUCUUCGACACAAGACGGCUAUCUUCCGUACCUAAUACUCUACCCGCGUGCGCCGUCCACGGUCAUCACCGGCUUCGGCUACUCGGCAUGGUGCUACUUCACGAAUCCAACGACAUCGCUCGCCGUGCUCCAAGGCCCGGGAAGCCCGCCCAUGGCUACCCUGCUGGCCCACGUGUACGGCGUCAAGAACGUCUACACUUGCCUGAUCCGGCUCUACGCCGUCUACCAUCUCCGCAACCAGCCGCUGUACGACCUGGCUAUGUGGACAUAUGCGGGAGUGAUCCGGCUAUACGUCACUGAGAUGUUAGUCUGGGAAACUGUGCGGCUAAGAGAGGGCUCUAUCGCACUCGCAACGGCUGGGCCUGCAUUUGUCUGGAUGUUUCUUCACAGGGGCUGGUAUCUUCACUGA
Lasiosphaeria miniovina is the source of this 423-nucleotide messenger RNA. RefSeq names its product ergosterol biosynthesis protein-like protein Erg28. NCBI's taxonomy places the organism in Eukaryota, Fungi, Ascomycota, Sordariomycetes, Sordariales, Lasiosphaeriaceae. Gene Ontology annotation, cellular component: membrane. The record is from RefSeq and is a predicted model, not a curated record. The transcript is spliced from 2 exons. Bases 1 to 423 code for a protein of 140 amino acids.